Molecule: messenger RNA, 649 nt
Organism: Mytilinidion resinicola
Lineage: Eukaryota; Fungi; Ascomycota; Dothideomycetes; Mytilinidiales; Mytilinidiaceae
Exons: 1
Coding region: 57-284 (75 amino acids)
Source: RefSeq, a predicted model, not a curated record
CACCUCUGCUCCACCCUACAACCCUAGAGACCCUCCAAGCACAUAAUUCUAAAGCUAUGCAUACCCUGACAUGCACCCACGUCUUCCGCAUCCGCGACCACCAGCCCUGGAGCGAGAUGAGGUCCUUCUCCGCGAAACAACGAUUCCAACAGUCGAGCGAGAGCGGAGCAGCACUACCGUUCCGCCGAAGCAGCAGCGACAGCGACAAUGCGCCGCGCGAUGAGCCCGACUCUGGCGCCUCCGAUAACGGCGGAAGCAGGGAGAGCGACGGUGAGAAGAGGUAGCGGGAGGAGGCAGCGAGGAGAGAUAGCGAAGCAGGCGGCGCAGUAGUGGGAAUUUUUCAGGAAAUGAAGUUGACGAAUUGGGCUCCCAACCAUUGCCUCAAGAUCUAUGAAACACUUCCCGUAACGCCAGGGCCGUGCUAGAACCCCAGUCUCCUAGUACUAUAAAUAUUCCCAUAUUAUUCAAUCGCUACACGCACCUUUCUUUGGUAAUAGCACCCGACUUUUUCCAACUCGGCGCGCGGACCCCACCCCUAUCUCGACGGGGCAACGAAGUUAUUUUUUUACAACCUUAUGGAUUAUUCGCCUGAAUGAGGUGUAUCCGAUCCGGGUUUUGGUUUUCUGGUAGGGGUUGUGGUUGUUGAGUU